Messenger RNA from Drosophila willistoni, 7965 nucleotides. Its product is annotated as zinc finger protein hangover. Gene Ontology annotation, cellular component: nucleus. The coding region runs from base 549 to 6788 and encodes 2079 amino acids. Lineage: Eukaryota; Metazoa; Arthropoda; Insecta; Diptera; Drosophilidae. Gene Ontology annotation, biological process: regulation of transcription by RNA polymerase II. The transcript has 7 exons. Gene Ontology annotation, molecular function: zinc ion binding; DNA-binding transcription factor activity, RNA polymerase II-specific; RNA polymerase II transcription regulatory region sequence-specific DNA binding. The record is from RefSeq and is a predicted model, not a curated record.
ACUUGUUGUUGUUUUUUUGUUUCCGAAGUGAGUGGACGUGUAGCGCACGGCUUGUUGAAGAGAAAAAUAAAAGAAUAAAAUAAGAGGAAAGAAUAGAAAGAGGAAUUUGAAAAGGAAGAAAAAGAAAAUUGAAAUCCAUAAGAGAAUUUCUUGGUAAAUGGACACGCGUGUGCUUGUUUGUACUCGUUCACCUUCACUAGCCGCAAUUCGACAUAAUUUUUUUUUCUGCUGUGUGUGUGUGUGUGAUGUGUAGUGCAAAACGGAGAAACGGCAAUGACGACGAAGACGACCACCAAAAAGGAGGAGUAAACGUUACCAAGAAAAUGUGGCCCGUAACACAACAAGAAAUGGGUGAGGGUGGCAAAAAAUAGAAAGAAAAAGUGAAAAAACAACCGUAAGAAAAAGUCUGGCCGCAGCAGCACAUGCACGCACACAAGCACGCCAAAAACAACGCGAAAGAAAAGUGAAAACGUGCAAAAAGAAAAAAAAAAAAAAGGAGAGAAGAGAAGAGAAAAAAAACCAAAUCAAAAUAGACAACAGCAGUGAAAAUGUGUGACACAGCGAUAAAUGUAAAUUCUACAUCAACAACAACAACAACUGCACCAGCAACGACAAUAACAUCAACAGGAGCAACAUCAACUGCAUCUGGAACCCAAUUACCAGUAGCUACAAUUCCAGCUACAACUGCUUCCAAGAAAGAAGCACAACAACGGACGCUACAAAAUUGUUGCCGUCUUUGCAUUGCUCCGGCCACAGAAUGUAUUUCGAUCAUCAAUAGCUAUGCAGCCGAUAAGGAGCCUCUGACUACCAAAAUCUAUAAUUGCGUCAAUAUCAAGAUCACAUCACAGGAUCGUUUGUCACAACAGAUUUGUCAUGCUUGUAUUAGCUAUCUAAAUUCAUGGCAAAGUUUUAAAAAUCGUUGCCUUAGCUCGCAAACCAAACAGCGGCAAUGGCUGGAGACGACGUCUACAGCGUCGUCGACGACGACGACAACGUCAAGUAAUAAAAGCAAACUUUUGAGCUAUUUGGAUUUGAAUAGUUCGGAGAAUGGAACUGGAACAGCAACAGCAGGAUCUGAUCACCAUCAAGUGGCGGCCGAGAAUGAAACAUUUGUUGCCGGCAGCAGUAGUAGCAGCAGCAACAACAACAACAACAACAACAACGAUGCGGCAUCAGAUGAUCCAGCGGAUAAAUCCGCAUCUACCUUAGCAGCAUCAGCAUCCGCCGCAGCGGCAGCAGCAGCAGCAGCAGCCCAUAUAUUGGAUGGAAUACCAGCGCUAAAGAAACGCAAAUCUUUAACAGUCUAUCCUCUGCCCGCUGUGCCCAUCAAAGAUGAGCCUAUCGACGAUACCGAUGAUGACUAUCAGAUGAAGUCCAUAGAUGAAUCCAUAGAUGAUAUGGUUGAUCCCACAAUGUUCCUAGAGCGUUCUGAGCACGAAGGCGAUGUCCCAUUGAUGACUUCGGACUAUGAUUAUACGGCUCAGCAUGGCGUUACAGCAGCUGCAGCGGCUGCUGCGCUACCAGCUAGCGCUGUUGCCAGUGUCGCCGCUGCUGGUGACUCAAAAGUGGCCAGUUGCCGGGCAUGCAGCCUACAGUUCUCCACACGAGCCAAUGCCCGACGGCACGAGCGUAAUCUGCAUCCGAAUCUCUUUCAAUUGUCCACCGAUUCGCCCAACAAUACCCCAGUUACAAAGCCAACGCCAGCUCUGGCUGCCGCAUUGGAAAUCCAACGGGCCGCUGCUGCGGCAGCCUCAGCUGAGGCAAGUCGUUCCGGUGGCAAUAUGUCAACGCAAAAGUAUCGUCAGGUGGUAAUGAAUGCCUUUAUCAAAUGUGAAGCCGGCGGCUAUGACUACGAUAAUCCCGAGCAAUAUCAAUCCUUGCUGAGUCGCGACAAAGUUGAAUUUAUUGAGCAGAAUGCCGAAUUCCUUGAGCAGUAUCAGACGAUGACUUGUCGUUGUUGCAAUAAGUUCUUUAGCACCUAUAAGAAUUUUAUGGCCCAUGUGCGCAAGAAGUAUCCAUUGUUGCCGCGUAAUCUCUGUUUCAAUUGCCUCAAGAUGAACGACUCGAAGGCGUUGUUUAUAUCACAUCUUAAGAAGCGCAACUGCAUUAAUCUGUACAGAGUUAUGAAUGCCAUCAAUAACAAGCAACAACAGCAGAACGAUGGAACCUCAGUUGGUCCGUCGCCUGCUGCUGUUCCAGUUGUCGUCCCAGCGGCUGUGACAGUUGUUUCCGGUUCGAGUGGAACAAGUGGCACAACAACAACAACAACAUCUGACCGCCCAGAGAAACUGCGGGCCAAAGAGCUUCUGGUCAAUAAGCUAUACGAAUGUAAACUCUGCCCAAAAGGUUUUCGCACCAAACAUGAGUUCCGUACCCAUGUCUAUGAUAAGCAUGCGGAUGUUCAGCGCAAAGAUAACAAUUCCAUUCAAUGCAGUUUCUGUGGCCUAGACUUUGCCGAUCCUGUGGACAGGCGGCGUCACUACAACAACAUGGACUGCAUUGUUCGCUUGCGAUGCAUGACGUGUGAUGCCAAACUGGAGACGCAUCAGCGAUUCCUCGAUCAUGUCUAUCAGGAUCAUUUGGGCGGCUUGAGCAGUGAUAAUGUCUCAUCGACGACUGUGAUUGGUACAACUAAUGUGGAUAACACCCAUUCGCCAGGCAAGAAGAAUCUGCUGGGUGCUCUGGGCAUAGGAUCGGCAGAUGAAUCUCGUAGUGCUGCCACACCAUCACUAAUAACAUCUACACCAAAGCCAGCUGGAGCUGCUGCAGCUGCUGCUUCCACAGUGACAGCUAGUGGUGGUUUAUUAGGUGGUGGAGCCGUGGCAUCGUCGGUGGCCAAUCGUGAUCGUGAUGGAGCACCAAAAUCUCAAUAUUUCUCCCGCAUGCCCCAGGUCUGUCCCAUUUGCGGCCAGCAGUAUAACAAUUACAAUAAUGUGCUCCGUCACAUGGAAUCCAAGCAUCCCAAUAAACUGCCCGAAACAUACAAAUGUGUACGCUGCGGUUUGGGCUAUCCACGAAUCUCUUAUCUGCGUGAGCAUAUGAUCAAUGUCCAUGGCGUUGAUAAAAAUCGCCAUUCUGGCGGAUUUGAGUAUAUUGUUAAUGCGGAUGCUGUUAAACUAGCCGAUGGCAGUACACCCAAUGUCUAUACGGGCCGAUAUGAUUAUGUGAUGAAGGAUCUGAUGUCGAUAACAAAUGGUGGGACCCUCGAUGAUGACGACGAUGAGGGAACAACUGGCAGUGUGGCCAAAAAGAUACGACUGGAUGACAGCAGUAAUAAUAGCAGCCUGAUGGGCAUGGCCGCAACACAGCAAAAGGAGUGUCCCAUUUGCAAUGCAGUAUUCAGCAACAAUAUUGGUCUAUCCAAUCACAUGCGUUCACAUUAUACAGCCUCUGCGAAUGCCUCCGCAUCGGCGAAUGCUUCUGCCUCGACGUCUGCCUCAUCUAGCACAAAUGCUGCUUUGGCUGCAGCCAAUCGUAUGACACCCAAAUCAUUGACCAUAACAGCGGCUCCUCCGAUUACAGCGGAUACACCAUCAAAUAAGAGCAAAACAAUAUCAUCGGCGGAGACAAACUCUUUGGCCUCAUCGUCAGCCGCACCGCAAGUACAGGCAAUACAAUUUCGUCGCAGUUUGGAUCAGGCAGCCGAUCGUCGUUUCCGGCGUAUGCGUUGCCGCAUAUGCCAGCGACGCUUUAGCUCCAAGAAAUCCUAUCGUUAUCACAUGCUUACCGACCAUCAAGUGCAGAAUGUUCAGUUCAUUAAGUGCAAACUUUGUAAUGCCGAAUUUGCCUAUGAGAAGGGAUUGAAAGUGCAUCUGUUCAAGGUGCACGGCAAGGCCAUUAAAGAUGAGAUGAUAAUUAAGCAAUUUGAAUGCGAAAUUUGUUCCAUAGUCUACAGUUCGGAGAUGGAACUGCAGCAGCAUAAGCGAAGUGUACAUGAGUUGGCCACAGCUUCAUCUUCGGCAUCGACAGCAGCUGCAGCAGCAGCAACAACAGGAACGGCAGCAGCAUCAGCAACAUCUUCAUUGACAAACAAUGUUGGUUCUCUUACUGCUCCAUUGUAUUGGUAUCAAUGCAAAUAUUGCCCAUCCAAUUUCAAUACGAACAAAAAGUUGGCCAUUCACAUUAAUUCCCACGAUGAAUUCGAUUCUAAUGAUUAUUCGUGCAAAGACUGCGGCAAUGUCUACAGUGGCAGAAAAAGUCUCUGGGUUCAUCGCUAUAAGAAACAUCCCCAAGUGCCUGAUCCGGCCGAGUGUUGCCUAUGUCGUAAAGUAUUUUUCGAUCGUCAAAUGCUGGACAAUCAUAUGCCCACUUGCAAUCGUAAGCCGAUAACAUCCACAGGCGCACAUCAACAACCACAACAGCAACAACAACAACAACAGCAGCACCAAAACCAAAACCAACAAGAUCAUCUGCGACGUGGUCUUGUUGUAUUCAAGCACAAAACUGGCGACGAUGAUGACGAUGACGAAGAAGAUGUUGAACAGCAAUCGCAACUUAAUUUGGAUGAUGGAACUGAUGAUGGAGCUUCUGCGCCCGCAGCUGCGGCUCCUUCAUCGUCAUCGUCAGCGGCGGCUCAUGUCAAGAUACGCAUACCUGAGGUGGCUUGCACCAUUUGUGGAGCACGCUUUAACGAUCAGGAAAUGUUCACUAAGCACAUACAGAAACAUGAACAGGAAUUGUAUGUAGAUAAUCCAUUAGCAGCUAUGUUUGACGAUAGUCCAGCUGAUCCGGGACAAUUCCAAGUGGAGCGACAGAACGAGAAUGGGGAAUAUGCAUGCGAUUUGUGUGCCAAGACAUUCCCCCAAGUGAUUGCACUUAAGGUGCAUCGCAAAUGGCAUUUCAGAGGUGAUAGCAAGCAGAACCCCAUCGACGGCGAAGCGACACAGUUGAACAACAACAACAACAACAAUUCGAUGUUGCAUCUACGCGAACUGCAUGCAGUGGGUCUAGUGCCCAAUCAACAGCAGCAACAACUGAACUCCAGCCACAAUCAGAGCCAGCAGCAGCAGAGCCACAAUUCAUCAGCGACCUCAACGACGGGAGCAAGCAAAUCGCUGAAACGGAAACGUGAAUUGAAAUGUGAUUAUUGCGCUUCCACCUUCAUCAGCAACAACAAUCUGCGUCGUCAUAUGUAUGAGCUGCAUAAACAUGAGGUUAGCCAUUUGCCCGAACCACCGGUCAUUGUGGUUGAUGACCCGCUCUCAUGCCGCCGUUGUGAUCUACAAUUUGAUACCAAAGAAUUGUGGAUUGAACAUAAAUUGGCCGAUGCGAAAGUGGUGCGUCCUUUUUGUCCCUUUCAAUGGGGAUGUGAUCUAUGUGGCGAAUACUUGUCACGCAAAGAGAAGCUCAUCAAUCAUAUUAACAAUCACCUUAAGGAGGAUGUUAUAGUCCCCGUAUCAGAGAAGUUAACCACAGCAGUCGCUUCAACAGCAAUGUCAACUGCAGCAGCAGCAGUUGCAGCAACCACAACAACAUCAAAUGCAAGCGAAACAUCUAAGACUGGAAUUAUAAAAUUAGAGCAAAAGCCAGAAUCAAGUGUAGAGAUAUCGUCUAAAAGUGAAGGUGUUGUCGUCGAGCAGAAGGUACAGAUAAUGGCAGAUGUGAAAAAUGAGAAGGCGUCGACUGCUCAGCCAGAAGAUAGCGAUCUGGACGAAGGGGAUGAUGAUAGCUCAGAUGAUGACGAUGGAGAGGAUACUUCUGAUGACGAUGAUGAUGAUGAUGAUGACGACGACGACGAUGAUGAUGAUGAUGAUGAUGACGACGACGAUGAUGACGACGAAGAGGAGGACGAUGAUGUGGAAGUGGCACAAGUUGUUGAAAUCGAACAGCAAACUAAACCAGUGCCAGAUGCAGUUCCAGUUACUGCCGAUGAUGAUCUCGUCGAGGAAGUUUUAAGCUCCGAUGAAGCUGAUGAUGAUGAUGACGACGAUGAUGAUGAGGAUGAUGAAGAUGAUGACGAUGAGGAUGACGACGAGGACAAUGACGAUAAUGAUGAGGGAGAGGACGAAGCUAAUGUUGAUGAAGAAGGCAUUCCAGAGCCACCCAUUUUAAAUGGAAAACAUCAGUUAAAAAUGACACCAAGUUCUGUGGAAAAUAAUGUUGAUGAUGAGCAUGUUGGUGAAGUGGAACAUGAUGGGGUUAUACCCAUUGAGGAUAUUAUUGAGGAGUAUGAUGUUGAUGAUGAUGAUAUUGAGGAGGAUUUAGAUGGUGGUGUGGUCAAUGAUGGCGUUGUUGUUGUCGAAGAAGAAGAAGUUGAUGAUGACGAUGUUGAUGAUGACGAUGAUGAUGAUGGCGAUGAGGAGGAUGAUGAUGAUGUUGGUAGAGUAACUAGAAGACCUGUAGCCACAUCGACUACGUCAUCAUCGGAGAGUGAAUCAUUGACAACAAACACAACUUCACAUUCAAUGGGUGAGCGGCGUAAAAAGAAGGCAACAGCAACAGCAGCGGCAGCGGCGGCAUUAACUGACGCUGCUGAUGCUGAUGCUGAUCAGUCUGAUAAUUCCAGCUAUACGUGUGAUCUAUGUCAACUUUGUUUCGAUUCUCAGGAGCAGUUGCAGACCCACAUCAAAAGCCAUUUUCUGAAUGGUCCAAAAAUGUCAAUGACAACGGCAACACCAACAACAACAACGGGUCUAAAAGUGGUGACAGCGGCAGCGACAGCAGCAGCAGCAGCAGCGGCGAAGGCGGUGGUGAGCACUUCUUCUAAUAUCAUAAACAACAACAACAAAACAAAUAAAAUAACAACAACAAUGACAACAAAAUCUUCGUCCGUUAAGACAACAAACUGAUUUUGAGUCCAACAUUGCUCCUCACAUCACGCACCACCCGCGCUUCACACACUCACACGACCAAAAACAAAAGCUACAAAACAUGACUACAAACAAUCUAUCCAUUCAUCCAUCCAUCAAUCAAUCAAUGAUCAUGAAAAAUGUACAAAGACCAAUCAUCAGCAAACAUCAUCAUCAAAGAACAAUUACAACAGGCCUCAUAGCAUUCCAUCAGUAACAACACAUUUAUGUACAUCUACAUAAAAGCUUCUUUGUAUGUGUGUCAGUGUGUGUGCAUAUGUAUGUUUGGGUGGGUGUGUUUGUGUGUCUAUAUAUAUAUAUAUAUAAGAUUAAGACAUAGUUUUAGCUAAAGAUGUAAAACUACAACUAAUAUAGUUUUUUUUUUUUCCUUCUUAAAUGUUGAAUUAGUUUGUAUCUACACAACCAACGCGCACACACACACACACACACAUCACGCACACACGCACAGACACAUACAAAAAAAAAAUACACUCAUAUACACAAAAGCACAUACAAAAAUGCAUGCCAGAGAAAAGUUUAAGUAUAUAUAGUUAGAUUUACGUAUACUUACCACACUUAUAUAUAUAUAUUUAUAUAUAAUCUCAAAACUAAAAACAACAAAGUAAAAAAGUAAACAGAAAAAAAUGGUGUUUAAGCCGUACCAAAGUAUAAUACAAAAAGCAAGUAAUAUAAAAACGUAAAAAUAACAAAAGAAAUACUAUAAGAAAAACUUCGGUAAGCCGAAUUUUUAUUUACCCUUGCCAUUAAUAUUUUGAAUAUAAAAGAUCAACACAAAAGUACAUACCAAAUACAUUUUAGCCAACCCUUGUCAAUUGACCGACUCUAGGAGGUUUGGAUUCAAAAAACACGCAUGCGAAUAUACCAAAAAACAAACAAACAAACAUAUAAUUAAGUGAUUUCAAUUGUGACUGAACUUUUAGUAACAUAUAUUAUCUAUGCAUUAAGUCAUAGUAUAUAGUAAAAAUGUCCGAUUUUAAACAACAUAUACACAACUACAAUUUUAAGAUUUUCUCUUUAAAAAUGCUUAUUAUUCUGCAUGCUAAUUUCAAUUCAUAUCAAUUUCAAAUCAAAUUUCAUAGACAUAGCUUUAAAAUUGAGAGAGGAGGUGGCAAAAUAAAAAAAAAUCGAGUUAAACGAUCCUAUUCAAAUAUAUAUA